This is a messenger RNA of Drosophila suzukii, 440 nucleotides long. RefSeq names its product Peritrophin-15a (gene Peritrophin-15a). The record is from RefSeq and is a predicted model, not a curated record. Lineage: Eukaryota; Metazoa; Arthropoda; Insecta; Diptera; Drosophilidae.
AUAACUGUUAUUAUUGGAAGGCAGUAUCAGUUGAGGUCUGGGGUAUAUAAACUUGCGAAUUUGAGUAGUCAAAGCACAUUCACGGAAGCAGUCACAGCCCAACGCAACCAUGAAAGGAGCUCUCGUUUGCAUUUGCCUUGCCCUCUUCAUGGCGCUCUACGGCGCCGAAUACGUCUGCAAUCGCGAUAGCAACAACGAGCCUGACUGCACCAACGCCAGCAACCUGUUAGUCCCUAUCCGAAACUUCUAUGAUCCAACUCGGUACUGGAAUUGCACAUCCGUCUCCAAUAACGCAGCUUCGGUUGGUAUAUGCAAUGGUACGGGAUUUGACCCGACAUUGAUGAAAUGCGUCAAUUGGACCGAAUGGAAAUGGACUCCGUACUGCCCUUAAUUUGAUGACAUGUCGUUAAUAAAAUAAAAUUGCAUGGCAAAUUAAAUAA